CAAAAUCCAAAUCAACUCCCCGCAGACGCCCCCAAACACCACCAAAGACCACCGCCGCUGCCUGCGCACCACCCAGGCCUCAGCUCGAGCCCAACGACCGGCGCCUAGACGCGGCUGGGCGGUCGGCCUCACCUCACGUCCACCGCGCCUCCCUCUCCGCGUCUCGAUCUCGCCUCCCGCGCCUCCUCUCGCGACCCGGCCAGAUCUCGCCCUCCCGGCGCGGCGGCCAUGGAGAACCUGAUCUCCCUCGUCAACAAGCUGCAGCAGGCCUGCACGGCCCUCGGCGACCACGGCGAGGAGAGCGCCCUCCCAACGCUCUGGGACUCGCUGCCGUCCAUCGCCGUCGUUGGAGGCCAGAGUUCUGGCAAAUCUUCGGUGUUGGAGAGCGUGGUUGGGAAGGAUUUCCUACCGAGGGGCUCAGGCAUUGUCACCCGGCGUCCGCUGGUGCUGCAGCUCCACAGAAUUGAUGGAGACAGGGAAUAUGCUGAGUUUAUGCACCAACCCAGGAAGAGAUAUACAGAUUUUGCUGCUGUGAGGAAGGAGAUAGCUGAUGAAACUGACAGAGAAACUGGUCGUUCAAAGCAAAUAUCACCUGUUCCUAUCCAUUUAAGCAUCUAUUCUCCAAAUGUUGUGAAUCUGACUCUUAUUGAUCUUCCUGGGCUUACUAAAGUAGCUGUUGAGGGUCAACCAGACAGUAUUGUUCAGGACAUUGAGAACAUGGUUCGAUCAUACAUUGAAAAGCCGAAUUGUAUCAUUCUGGCCGUUUCCCCAGCUAAUCAGGAUCUUGCAACUUCUGAUGCAAUCAAGAUUUCACGAGAAGUUGAUCCCAAAGGUGAAAGAACCUUCGGUGUGCUCACGAAAAUUGAUCUGAUGGACAAGGGUACUGAUGCUGUUGAUAUACUGGAAGGAAGAGCUUACCGGCUCCAACAUCCAUGGGUUGGUGUUGUUAAUCGAUCCCAGCAAGAUAUCAACAAAAAUGUGGACAUGAUUGCUGCUAGGCGUAGAGAGCGUGAGUAUUUUUCCAGUACACCAGAAUAUAAGCACCUUGCCCCUAGGAUGGGUUCUGAAUAUUUGGCAAAGAUGCUCUCAAAGAAUUUGGAACAAGUGAUUAAAUCAAGGAUUCCGGGGCUCCAAUCUCUUAUAACAAAGACAAUUGCAGAGCUGGAGACUGAACUCAAUCGCCUUGGAAAGCCGAUUGCUAAUGAUGCUGGGGGCAAGUUGUACACAAUUAUGGAAAUAUGCCGUAUGUUUGACAGUAUUUACAAAGAGCAUCUGGAUGGAGUGCGCCCUGGGGGUGAGAAAGUUUACCAUGUCUUCGACAAUCAAUUUCCUGUAGCAAUUAAACGGUUGCAGUUCGAUAAACAACUCUCAAUGGAAAAUGUGAGAAAGCUUAUUACAGAAGCUGAUGGAUACCAGCCUCACUUGAUAGCUCCAGAGCAAGGAUAUCGACGCCUAAUAGAAUCUUGCCUUGUUAGUAUCAGAGGUCCUGCUGAGGCAGCUGUUGAUGCGGUCCAUGCUAUCCUGAAGGACCUUGUCCGCAAGGCUAUCAACGAAACACAUGAGCUGAAGCAGUUCCCCACUCUUCGUGUGGAAGUAGGCAAUGCAGCUUUUGAGUCAUUGGAUAGAAUGAGAGAUGAAAGCAAGAAGAAUACAUUAAAGCUGGUUGAUAUGGAAUGCAGCUACUUGACUGUGGAUUUCUUCAGGAAGCUUCCUCAGGAUGUUGAGAAGGGUGGAAAUCCAAGCCACUCUAUUUUUGACAGAUAUAAUGACUCUUAUCUUAGACGAAUUGGACAAACUGUUCUAUCGUAUGUCAAUAUGGUGUGCGCGACAUUGAGAAACUCCAUACCGAAAUCUAUUGUUUAUUGUCAAGUCCGUGAGGCAAAGCGCUCACUUCUCGACCACUUUUUCACUGAACUAGGAGCAAGAGAGAUGAAACAACUUUCCAAGCUUCUUGAUGAAGACCCUGCAGUCAUGGAACGAAGAACUAACCUCGCUAAAAGGCUGGAACUGUACCGGAGCGCCCAAUCAGAAAUCGAUGCUGUUGCAUGGUCCAAAUAGUCUUGCUGGCCAACUUACCCUGUUCUUGCAUGCUCUUUACUCCUUGUUUGGUGAUUCUCCCCUAUUCUGGGGGCAUAUAUAGCUGAUUUUUCCUGUUGUAGGUCAGGUCAUUUAUAGAUUACCGCAGCUGUACGGUGUCAUUUGGUUUGUGCUUUUGUUCCUUGUGCUUGAGGAUCUAGGGGACACCAGGCUGCUGUACUUUUGUAUCACGACAAGUUCAUAUGUUGUGCUUCUAUUGCCGUGUAUUCUUUUAUUCCAUCCA
This is a messenger RNA of Panicum hallii, 2320 nucleotides long. RefSeq names its product dynamin-related protein 5A. Bases 229 to 2058 code for a protein of 609 amino acids. Lineage: Eukaryota; Viridiplantae; Streptophyta; Magnoliopsida; Poales; Poaceae. The transcript has 16 exons. Gene Ontology annotation, cellular component: microtubule; cytoplasm; membrane. Gene Ontology annotation, molecular function: GTPase activity; microtubule binding; GTP binding. The record is from RefSeq and is a predicted model, not a curated record.